GAGGCGGGUAAGCCUAAGGCCGCUGUGAAAGGAGGUUGACGGAGUCGGAGUGAGAGUGGCGGCAGCGGCGGUGAGUGAGGGAUUGCUAGUGUGGCUGUCUCAAUGGUGUCGUGGAUCAUCGCCAGGACUGUGGUCCUUGUGUUUGGUACCUUGUAUCCUGCUUACUAUUCGUACAAAGCCGUGAAAACCAAAAAUGUAAAGGAAUAUGUUCGUUGGAUGAUGUACUGGAUUGUAUUUGCCCUUUACACUGUACUUGAAACUUUUGCAGAUCUGAUGGUAUCUUGGCUUCCACUGUACUACGAACUUAAAGUGGCAUUUGUUAUCUGGUUGCUAUCCCCAUACACUCGAGGUGCAAGUUUACUUUACAGAAAGUUCCUGCAUCCUCUUCUAUCCUCACGUGAACGGGAAAUUGAUGACUAUAUUAGUCAAGCCAAAGAUCGAAGCUAUGAUACUAUGGUGAAGUUUGGAAAGCAAGGUCUAAACUUUGCUGCAACUGCUGCUGUGUCUGCUGCAGUGAAGAGUCAAGGUGCAAUCACAGAGAGACUGAGAAGUUUGAGUAUGCAUGAUUUAACAGCAAUACAAGGCGAUGAACCAGUGGGACAUCGCUCCAUCGAUGUUGCUGCAGAUACCAGAAGGAAGGUGAAACAUUUGAAAGAUGAUGCUAAUAGGAGUUUUAAUUUUGAUGAUGAUCUGGAUGGUAAGGCGCAGUCAGAGGAAGACCAUGAUGCUGCUCAUUCAGACGAUGAGAUUGCCAAACAGAAAUACCUCCGACGAUCACAGAGCCUUAAACUGAAACAGCGAGGCUAUCGUAAAGAGACCAGGUAUGGAUCGCUGAAACUGAGAAGUAAGAAGAGACCCCAAUGUAGUUAUAUCACUACAGGAUGAAGUGACUAUUUUGCUAAAGAUUUCUACUGAGUGUGACUUGACCUGAAUAUGUGCAGUUUGAUAUGUUAUAAAUACUUCAUUUUUUCAAAAAAAACUGCAAAUCUGUGGUUCCUACAUAUGUCUGUUCUUGACUGAUCCCUCUGAGUUAAACCAGUAGAUGCCACUUUCAUUGUAAUCAGUGGGCUCAAAAAGUAACGAACGUAACUGGUAGUUUAAAAAGAAUUAACAGGAAAAGUAGUCAUCAUUGAUCAACUUAACUUUUUGCAUGAAGUGUAAUCCUUAACAACGGGAACAUCACAAAGAAGAAGUGGACAGCUAAGAGACCAAGAUUGAUUAUUUCAAGGAGAAAAUAUGAAAUACUUGAAUCCUACAAAUACUUCCAGGUCUUAAAAGUAACUUGAAUUUGAGCUAUCUUUAAAGCAUCAAAGUCAGCAAAUAUUCCAAAUGUACUUUCUUCAAAGAAGUGCACACCUGACUCCGACCAUACUUAAAAUGUUUUCAGGAAUGAUUUGGUAACUUUCUGGGUUGAUAGUUGGAAUGUUGGUAUUUUGUGAUAUAUGCAUGUGUUACGGAUGGCACAUUUCCAAAGUUGUGCAUUUUUGAAGCCAAAAUGCAAAAUAUUUGGUAUUUUCAAAUACAAGUGUAUUGCACACUGACUGCAUGUUUUUAUAGUUUUGUAAAGUUUAAUGGUGCCUUCAUUUCAGUAAGGUCAGGAUAUGCUUAUGCUGUAAAUCCUUUAACAUUCUUGUUUUCUUAACUUCAUAUUUUUAAAUAUGAAAUAUAUUGAUGUAAUUUUAGAAUCAAGUACUUGGGGAAACUAUCGUGUGUCAUCUUGAAUGUGAAGUAUUCUCUGAAUUCUGCCAUUCAGGUAAAUGUUGACACAGUGUAAUAUAUGACUAUUUAUUUAUCAGGUUCUCAAAAUAGCAGAAGUUGCUGGUUGUCUUUUGAUGUCUAGAAUGCAGCUGAGCUGCAAUACAUGUACCAAUUAGUGCAAGACUCAAAGCUUUUAUUGUAAUAAAUCUACUUCUGAUAGUA
Messenger RNA from Rhincodon typus (whale shark), 1920 nucleotides. RefSeq names its product receptor accessory protein 3b (gene reep3b). Bases 103 to 885 code for a protein of 260 amino acids. The transcript is spliced from 8 exons. Gene Ontology annotation, cellular component: cytoplasmic microtubule; endoplasmic reticulum tubular network; endoplasmic reticulum membrane. The record is from RefSeq and is a predicted model, not a curated record. Gene Ontology annotation, molecular function: microtubule binding. Lineage: Eukaryota; Metazoa; Chordata; Chondrichthyes; Orectolobiformes; Rhincodontidae. Gene Ontology annotation, biological process: endoplasmic reticulum tubular network organization.